Staurois parvus is the source of this 270-nucleotide messenger RNA. The record is from the annotation of a GenBank genome assembly. NCBI's taxonomy places the organism in Eukaryota, Metazoa, Chordata, Amphibia, Anura, Ranidae.
AAUGAUGGCUACAGCGCGGUUGUCCAUGCCACUCAUCAGUGCCCAGUAGUGCCACCCAGUAGUGCCGCCCAUCAGUGCCGUCUGUCAGUGCCACCCAUUAGUGCAGCCUGUCAGUGCCCAUCAGUGACACCUAUCAGUGCCCAUCAAUGCUGCAUAUCAGUGCAGCAUCAUCAGUGCCUCCUCAUCAAUGCCCACCAGUUACAACCUAUCAGUGCUGCCUAUCCAUGCCACCUCAUCAGUGCCCAUCAGUACUGCCUAUCAGUGCAUCCU